Messenger RNA from Vicia villosa (hairy vetch), 1201 nucleotides. Its product is annotated as nicotinamide/nicotinic acid mononucleotide adenylyltransferase. Gene Ontology annotation, biological process: NAD+ biosynthetic process. Gene Ontology annotation, molecular function: nicotinamide-nucleotide adenylyltransferase activity; nicotinate-nucleotide adenylyltransferase activity. The record is from RefSeq and is a predicted model, not a curated record. Bases 210 to 944 code for a protein of 244 amino acids. Lineage: Eukaryota; Viridiplantae; Streptophyta; Magnoliopsida; Fabales; Fabaceae. The transcript has 9 exons.
UUGUUGAUAGAAAUCUAAACAUUGCCAUCAUAAUUAAUUUAAAUUCUGUUUUUAUGUUCUUAUUGUAGUCCUUUAGCGAAACUACUGAGUUCAUCGAUCUUAUUUACUUCUGUUUGGUGCAUGAAUUAAUCAAAGAAAAAAAAUGUAAUAAUGUAUUCUGUUUUGUAUUGAGAUCUUAUUAUUACUUGUGUUUCUAAUGAUUUCAGGUCAUGGAUGUUCCAUUGCCAUUGGAUAAAUUAGCUUUAGAACUGAUUAGUAAUGAACCCUCUUCUGGAAAUACAAGCAAUGGCAAGAUAUAUGUCAUUCUUGUGGCAACGGGAAGCUUCAAUCCACCUACUUUGAUGCAUUUACGCAUGUUUGAGCUUGCAAGAGAUGCAUUGAAUUCCAAAGGCUACUGUGUAAUUGGAGGUUACAUGUCGCCUGUGAAUGAUGCAUACAAGAAAAAGAACUUAAUAUCUGCUGACCGUCGAAUACAAUUAUGUCACUUAGCCUGCAAAAGUUCAGAAUUUGUAAUGGUUGAUCCAUGGGAGGCGAAUCAAAGCUCAUAUCAACGCACUUUAACUGUUCUUUCCAGGGUCCACACUUCUAUUUGUGGGACAGGGUUAGUAUCUAGAGAAUCUCUCAAAGUCAUGCUUGUCUGUGGUUCUGAUCUCCUCCAUUCCUUUAGCGUUCCUGGAGUAUGGGUUCCCGACCAGGUUAAGAGUAUAUGCAGAGAUUAUGGAGUAGUCUGCAUUCGCCGAGAAGGACAAAAUAUUGAGAAGAUUAUAUCUGAUGAUGAAAUUUUAAAUGAGAACCAGGCUAAUAUUGAAAUUGUAGAUGAACUUGUACCAAAUCAAAUCAGCUCAACAAGAGUAAGGGAAUGCAUUGCAAGAGGAUUAUCAAUAAAAUAUCUUACUGCAGAUGAAGUCAUUGGUUAUAUCAGAGAACAUAAGUUAUAUACUUAAACUCAGAUGAUAAAUAAUUUAUCAAUAUUGGAUAUUAGAUGCUUUAUUUGCUAUGCUAGGUACAUAGCUACAUACUGGGUCUGUUUUCAAUAAACAGUUGAUUCAGUGUUGUAAACUUGUAUGUAAAUAAGUAUUCCAUAAUUCACAAGGUAAAUGUAAAAUUUAAGAGAAUAGUUGAAGUUGUAAGCUUUAACAGCUGAAGUUAAGUACAAUCACAGAUUAAGAAUCGAAAUAAUAGGGUUGCUCUUUCCUGUUUA